Molecule: messenger RNA, 1800 nt
Organism: Cotesia congregata
Lineage: Eukaryota; Metazoa; Arthropoda; Insecta; Hymenoptera; Braconidae
Source: the annotation of a GenBank genome assembly
ACGGUUCGGCUCAGAAGGAUAAACACCCGCGGGAUGGUUUUAAACCGCAUCUCCGACUGCCAGAAUUUAAAACAGCAGAAUUCAAUGAUGGAAACAAGUACGACGACCGGACGAAGAUGGAGUUCAGUAUCUGGCCUAACGCACCAUCGGGAGAGCAUCAUCAACGUCCCGGCCAGCAGUGGUCAAAGACUCCCCACUUAUGUCGAGCCCACCACUCAUCAAAAAGUUCAUCGUAUAAUUGAAGAACACAAGACCAAACGUCCCAGCAAGUCUUCAUCAUCUUCGUGCAACCUUCCAGAUUACAUCGUCGCUACCCGAGGAUUCUUCGCGAUCCGCGAAACCUCCAAGGAUUGUUCUCCAAUUUCUUCCUACUCUUCACGAAAAAAAAAUCAUCCAAACGAGUUGCUGAUCAACGGGCGAGAAGACACCAAAGGAAGAAUAAACCAAAAAUCUCCCAGCAACUGGGAACGAAGGGCCGAAGAUAGAUCAAGUUCUAGGUCGCGGAGCCUCAAGAAUAAAUCCGCUAAAGAAGGCAAUUGUACAACUACAACUGUUGCAGGAUUGGGAGCGAUUCCACCUGGCAAAAUACCCGCCGAUGGAAUACUGAAGAAAUCUACGACGCUGGUUUACAAACCCGGGGAUAAAGAAGUUAUCAGAGCGCUUAAAAAAACCGGAGUUAUCAAAGCGAGCAGUUAUCAAAAUUUGAGUACCGCUGAUGUUAAAAGAGACUCGAGGAUUCAUUUUGGUAAUAAUAAUAUUAAUAAUCCAAGAGCUGUGAAGAAGUCAGUGUCUUUUAGCUCUGAUACGAGCUUUGUGGCUAAGCGACUACCCACGCGUAAACCAGCUGUUCAUGAAGCCAAAGUUUAUCACAAAGGUGUUCUAAGAGAUAUUAAAAACUUGGAAUAUCCAAUAAAGAAGUUGGAAAUUAGUCGAGAAAAUAUGAAUCAGUUGCUGUUAAAAUCGGCUCGUGAAGCCGAUGAACUAGUGCUCAGUGACAUCAUUUCCCGGAUUCAAAGAUCCAAUUUGGAGCCCAUUGAUGUGAAUCUAACUGACACGAGUGGUCGGACUGCAAUAAGUUACAUGGCUGGUAAUGGUGCCGCAGAAUUAUUAGAAAUGGUUCUUAAUUUUCCCGGAGCUAACGUUGAUAUUCCAGACAAUGAAGGAAACACUCCACUUCAUUUUGCUGCUCAAGCUGGACAAGCAGAGUGUCUAAAUAUUUUACUUCAAAAAUGUACAAGCAUUCAAUUAGACUCAAGAAAUAUUUUAGGCUUUACUCCGCUGAUGAAAGCCGCACUGCAAGGACGGACUAAGUGCGCGAAAGUUCUUCUCUUUGCAGGAGCUAAUCCAACCCUGCGAGACCACGGCCGAGGGUAUAAAGCGGAGCAAUGGGCGCGAUUUUGCGGCCGGCAUGUGUGUGCUGACGUAAUCGAGCGCUUCACGAGGCAUCGAUUGAUGGAAAAGACUUCCUGCCGCUGGGGAAGCGAGCCCGAGCUCGCGGCGAAGGUUCUGCCGGUUCCUGUCGCGUCAUCCGGGCUCAAGUCGAAGCUCAAGCGAGUCUUUCGCAAUGUUGGGUCUGACAAAAGCUUCUCCUUGGUGUCUCAGCUCACUAAUGCUGCGCUCUGUGCUAGUUCACCUGCACUUCCCAAACCUGGAGACACGCCUAGUGACUUUAGUCGCGCCGUUGGAGAUUCUGGACAAGUGCGAGGUGAACUACGGAGACAAACUAGAAGGCUCGAAGAAACCAGCCCGUACGAAGAAGAAAACCAAGUAGCGUCUAAGGAGCUCUUCAGUUGCCAUUAA